AUGGCGGACGAACAUGCCAAGGGCGCCUCCGAGCCUCUUACGCGUCCUCAUCUCGCCAAACAGACUCUUGCCUCUCGCGACGGCCGAAACACCGCGCUGUCUCCAAACGCACCGAUUAGUCUAGAUAUGCACUCCGCAAGUUCGCCCCUUAGCUCCUUUGGUGAUGGCUCCGGAUCCUCGUCUAGCAAGGUACUUAUGACUUUCACCGUUAAUCAAUCACAUUUUAUCAACGUUCUCCCACAGCAACACUUCUCAUUCAGCAAUGUCGUGUCCACGUCGACGUUCUCCGGACCGCAAUCCCCAGAUGCAGAGCUGGAAGCAUCUACCAAGCCCGGUCAAUCACCGCGCUUCGCGUACUUCCAGUUUGCCAAACCCGACACCGACUCCCACACUCCCGCAUCGCUCCUGUCUAGGGAGUUAUCGGAGCUUUCACAGAUCUCUGCAAGUCCUCCCUCUGGCACGAGCGAGUCAGAAGAUGACGGCGGGCCUACACGAGCCAGCAUCCGUGCAUGGGCCAAGGCGACGCCAGCAGGAGCCCCUACCAGUCUGUCGACGCGGAGUAUUCCUGAGCCACCUCACUCCGGCUUGGACGAGUACUUCAACCGUCUGAGUCUCACACAGACCAUGCGCGAUUUACCCACAUCCGCCGAGAGCAGCGUCAAGCGGCCCAGCAGCCGAUCGAGGGACAUCAGCCUGCGGAGGUCUUUCGAGAGGGAGGAGAACUCAGGCAACGUCGCGGACGGGGAGAGCUCUGGGAGCGAGCAGAACUCAUCUUCUCCUCCAAUCGGGAGACCAUCUCCGGACAACCUGAAGCUCGCAGCACAGCGGGAACUCAUUGCCCCACAUCCGCAUCCGCGACCUGCUUCGCCACCUAAGCCCACUGGGCACGCACACACUGAUGCACGCCAGCACGCAACCGCCCAUCCCCCAGUUCACUCUCACUCUCAUGCCCCCCAUGUCCACUUCCAUCCUCAAGCCCAUUCACGAGUUGUUCCCCAUUCUCGGACCCGCCCCGAAUCCUCGCUCCCAGUACCUGUCCCAGCAUCAGCCCCCACGCCCACACAUCCCGACCAGCAGGAACGCGCCGAACGCCGUCAUAGGCAUAAACGGCGUCGGCAUCGCGACCGCGAACGCGAUAGGGAGCACGAUCGCGACAGACGCACACGCCACCCGCCCGGCCACGGCGUCGUCUCUAUGCCCGCCCUCCAACCUCUGCCUCCACUCCGCCCUCCCCCGCGGCCCAUCCCUAUGGGCACGCUGCCCGCCAUGCCGCUGCGCACGAUCUCCGUCCCGCACUCCCCCGCCUCGAACGCCUCCUCGCGGCCGAAGACGGACGUCUUUGGGGAGAUCGAGAAGAUGCUGCGUAAGGCGCGGAAGCCGAUCCUACGCGUCCGCGAGGUGGACGAGAACGAGAACGACGCGGAGAACGACGUUCUCGAGAAUAUCAGAGCGAUGUUUCAACGGUCGUGCCGGUAG
Molecule: messenger RNA, 1476 nt
Organism: Trametes versicolor FP-101664 SS1
Lineage: Eukaryota; Fungi; Basidiomycota; Agaricomycetes; Polyporales; Polyporaceae
Exons: 1
Coding region: 1-1476 (491 amino acids)
Source: RefSeq, a predicted model, not a curated record